UUUUUAAAAUCAUGGCUACCGAUGAAGGAGACGAAGACAUUCCUGUCUUAUCGGCGUAUGCCUUGGCGGCACUUCAAGAAUUCUAUGAUGAGCAAAUAGCAAAGCAGGAAUGUGUCAAUACAGUGCAAGAGGACUGGCAAUUGAGUCAGUUUUGGUACGACGAAGAGACAACAGCAACACUGGCCGAGGAAUGCUUUAAAGAAUCGGAAGGAAACAUUGCUUGCAUAUCAUGUCCAACUCUCUAUGCAAAACUCUCCCAAGACUCGUCUUGCAAACAAAGCCGUAUAGUACUCCUUGAAUAUGACAAACGUUUUGCUAUACAUGGAGAAGACUAUGUUCAUUAUGAUUACAAUGCUCCAUUGGAUGUACCGGAUAGCAUUAAGAGUUUAGGAUUUGACUUGGUCAUUGCUGAUCCGCCGUUUCUCUCCGAGGAAUGUUUAACAAAGGUCUCUCAAACCAUUCGACUACUGACUACUAAUAAAAUAAUUCUAUGCACGGGUACUGUAAUGGGAGAACUGGCAAAACAAAUCCUACAAGUGGAGGAAUGCCGUAAUUUCAUCCCAAGACACAGGAACAACUUAGCCAAUAGUUUCUCUUGUUAUGUGAACUAUGACAGUGCAUUGAAAUGAGCUGAUAAAUUUAAUAUAUCAUUAUCAUCAUUAUUGCUGAUAAGUGUUGACAUUUCCUUUAUUAAGCUGGUUCAAAUUAAAA
Messenger RNA from Amphimedon queenslandica, 711 nucleotides. RefSeq names its product protein-lysine N-methyltransferase n6amt2-like. Gene Ontology annotation, molecular function: nucleic acid binding; protein-lysine N-methyltransferase activity. The transcript is spliced from 4 exons. The coding region runs from base 12 to 629 and encodes 205 amino acids. The record is from RefSeq and is a predicted model, not a curated record. Lineage: Eukaryota; Metazoa; Porifera; Demospongiae; Haplosclerida; Niphatidae. Gene Ontology annotation, biological process: methylation.